CUCCCAUAUAAAAAGGUUACUCUCAAGCGAAUUUUUAUGUUUCGCGGUAAAUGUUCCAAAAUAAACAACAACAACAACAGAAUUUGUUUAUUUUAGCGAUCUACGGCUUCAAAAAGGAUCUACGAUGGACGAUGCUUUGGAAUUAAGCAUCCAAGACAACGAAUUCGAUGCUGAAUUGCCUCAAAACGACGAAACGCAAGAAAUAUGCGCAAAACCAGAUACAAAAGUGAAAUUAGAGACUGCGUUUGACCCAAGCGAUUAUAUAUCGUUGACUGAAGCUAAACAAAAGUUGCUGCAAAGUCUGGAGCAGUAUGAUUUGAAGGAUGAUGUGAAGUUGUGUUCCCGAGGCUCGGUGAAAAGUCGCCUGGGCGUUCGAGAGGAGGGUGUUGAGGUUAUGGAGUAUUCAGACUCGAAUGAUUUGGAGGGCAGUCAUACAGAUUCUAGAGAGAAUGAGGUCACAGGUCCAAAUCAAGAUGGGAGUGAUGGUUCACAAUCAACGAGUAUGUUUAACUGUACCCUGAGACUGCCGGCAGCCGGAACCUAUUCAAAUUAAAUACGGCACAAGUUCGGCAGCUGAUUUACCAGUGUGGAAAGUUUGUAUUGCGCGGCCGAGAUAUCCGGCGUGCAAUUUCCAAACUUUCCAGUUAGGCUGAUUUAGACAUUGUACCGUGCCAAAAUACAACUACACUAUAUCAGAAAUUUCAGCACUAAGUUGCUAAUAUAUCAUAAUCAUAUGAUAUAUUGCAUGAAAGCAUGUAGCGUUUAAACCCAUGUCGAACCUGUGUGGCAUUUUGUGCUGUGACAAACAUAAUCAAAACUUGCCGAACUUAAUUGAUUUAGACGCUGCUCUUCUGUCGUUCUUAAUUGUUGUAUUCGGUUUAGCUUGCGAAUACAAACUCUUCGAAUCGCACCCCUUGGAAGAAUGUACUUGUCGCACAUAUUCUUCCAUGGGGCAUGAUUCAAAGAGUUUGUAUUUGCAGGCUAUAUUAGGUUGGGCUCACCAGAAGUUCCCAUCUAAACCAGGCCUUACAAAAUAAACCAAUCUCUCCCCCCUGCAAAAAAACUUUCUCUAACCCUAUCAGGUCUAGUAAACCCUUUGAGAGUUAAAACAAGUCAUGAGAAAAAGUUUUAAGAAAAAUAUUUUACAUCGGACAAAAUUACCCUGACAGGAUUUGAACCUGCACUCUUUGAUUUCAUAGACGUACACUUUAACAAAAAUGCCACAGAAUGAAUGCAGCCCAGAAAUAUCAGCUGUAAAAUUACCAACAGUUUUACCAGCAAGUAGCCGGCUGUCUGGUCAUUUGUUUCAUUUAAUUAUGAGUUGUCAAAACUAUUCAUAAUCUAAGAAGGGCACCCACUACAAUUUCAUUGUUGUUUUAGAUGCAUCAACAAGAAGUUCAAACAGAGCAGACGAUAUUCCACGCAGACCGUCCAUGAAAAAUUUGUGUAAACGUUUGCAUGUCAGAUGGUACGACAAUCCGGUCAAGGUUGGGAAAGAAAUUGCCGAACGACUUGAAGAAGUAUGAGUUGUUUGAUUGACCAAUUUGUGCUCGCUUACAUGUUAUAGGUAGCAUCGCCCCUCGUACUGUAAGUAGCCUCGCUGGAUGGUUCCCUAACUUAUGUAGCCAUACAUGUGAUUCUGCUCAACUGCCAUAUACAGUAGACUAACUGCUUAACUUGCAGUGCUGUGAGUAACUUUGCUACAAGUAACUAGUUACAUGUUUUUGUUACUUUUUUAAGUAACUGUAAUGGUAACUAGUUACAAGUUACAUUCUGAAAAAAGUAACUAACUAGUUACAAAAAUUAGGAAUAAAAUGUAAUGAUAACUAGUUACAUUUGCCGUCAAGAACGCCGUUACUUUUUGUGUGCUUGCAUGAAUCUUCGUCACAAUUCACACGGCGCUACCUCUGCGGUGCUACAGUGCAUUCUGGACUAUUUACAGUAUUAGAAAAGACGAAAAUUCUCUUCUGGUCAAAUUAAAUAAAAAUCUUGUCUAACUUAUAACAUGUUUUCUCAAUUCUAUUAGCCAAAGGAAUGGAUGUAACUUUGCCAUAAGUUUUUUUUUCAAUUGUAACUUGUGUCGGUAACUACUGUACUUACUUUUCUGAUGAUGUAACUGCAACUAGUUUAUUCUUUCUUGUUCAAAUCUAGCACAAGUUUUCACUGAUCAUCGAAACUGUCAAAAUCAUCGGUGGAAAGAAAGCUUUGGAUCUCUUCAACGAAACAAAACAAGUACAACUGAAUGGAGGAAUGAAAACAUGCAACGGAUCAAGAAGGUAGGGUCUGUGUCAAUGUUUAUAAGGCAACAGCCAGGGGCAGAUCUAACUCCAUCUACAAGGAGGGUUGCAAGUUUUCCAUGGGGUGGUGCACGAGGGAGCCUUACUGCCCACUCUCCUCUGCAGUCUGCAACGCUACUAUCCCAAUAUUACCAUUAUUCUGGGUUUUUUACAUUAUCUUUUGUUUAUAAAGUUUAUAUCGGCUUUUUAUCACGUAUGCGUGACUGGACAGUUGCUGUAGCACAGUACAGUAAAUUUGCUUGUUAAAGUACAGUAUAUUUGAAAAUAUGGCUGUACUACAACAACCUCGACAUGUUUACGUAUUAACCAUUAUGUUUAACUAAAGCUUCGGAGUAUUUUCUCGUGAGCUCACAAAUCAAUUGAAUCGUUUCAUUCCUUUUAGGCGAACGAGCGGAGGUGUUUUCUUGACGUUACUAAAGUCGAGCAACUAUGCGACUGAUGAACAAAUUAAAGAAAUAUUCAAAGAUGAUCUCUCGAUCAAAAAAGAAGCUUUGAAACGUAAGAAAGCAGCGUAUAAUCAACGAAAGAAAGCGAGGAAGCUAUUAGAGCAACAACAGGCAAACAAGGACAUUGCUAACAUUGAACAACAGAAUUGUGACACUGUGCAACCGGAAAAUAACUCUAUGCAAGCAGAGGACAACACAAAUGAGGUUUUGGAAGAAGAUGCAAGUAGCGUUAAGCAAGAAGAGUGAAUGAGUUUAUAUUCUAGUGUAAUAAUCCUAAGUUGCUAAACCGCGCUAAGAGAAUGCGUUGGGUGAAUUGCGAAGAAAGUCUUUUUUGUUUUAUGUUAUUUUGUUUGGUGUAAAUGCGAAAACAUUAUACAAGCGCCGUCUUUUUUGUACCAAAACGAAUUACAUUUUAAUAUUGUCGUCCGUGAAAGACUAUUUGAAAUGUCUUUAAUGCUUGCUUAUAAACUAUUAUUAUUUAUUAAUAUUACAAUAUUGGUGUUUCGUGCGCAUUCUUUUUUUUACCGAAACAAUGCCAGAAGUCAGAAGUACCUUUUCAAAUGCUAGAACUACCUUUUCAAAUGCUAGAACUCCCUUUUCAAAUACCAGAACUUGGUUUUCAAAUACCAAAACUUGGUUUUCAAAUGCCAGAACUCCCUUUACAAAUGCCAGAACUCCCUUUUCAAAUGCCAGAACUCCCUUUUCAAAUACCAGAACUUGGUUUUCAAAUACCAGGACUUGGUUUUCAAAUGCCAGAACUUGGUUUUCAAAUGCCAGAACUCCCUUUUCAAAUGCCAGAACUCCCUUUUCCAAUGCCAGAACUCCCUUUUCAAAUGCCAGAACUCCCUUUUCAAAUGCCAGAACUUGGUUUUCAAAUGCCAGAACUUCCGUUUCAAACGCCCUUUACAAAUGUAGUGUUGGUUUUCUAUUUUAUACCGUUAUAUAAACAAGAAUUUUCAGUUCAAACAUAAUUAAAGACAAAUUUUAACACUACAGUAUAAUCUAUACAAAAUCUAUCACGUACCCAGCAUUUCGCUAUAACACACUCGCCAAAAUGCUAUCAUGUCAAUAUUUACAAAAAAUAACUAAAUAUUUUAACCUACGUCUUUAAAAUACGUGUAUAUAUACUGAAUUCUCCAAAAGAACCCAACACCUCAGCCGUAGCACACCUUAGCACAAUACAAUAGAUGUAGUCGCUAUGACAUGCUCAACAUCACGUCUUGUUGGCAACCCAAGUCAUAUAUUUCUCUAGGCAGAAUGUAUUUCUAUAAAUGAUUCAAAGAACAAUUUAUAAUGGAUAAUCUAAUUCCCUUUGACAGUUCCUUUUCAUAAGGCAACUCAGACUAGUUUACACUACUGGAUAGCUUUCUGUGAAAAACAUCUAUCCGUACCUUUUAGGAACGUUAUUUUCAGAAGAAUUAUUGCAACGGAGAGAUGUUGCUUCGUUCAGCUUCUGAAAGUUGUACAUUCCGUAUUGGAUAGGUGGUUUUCGCGCCGCUACGCAAAGCUAUUUGGUAUAGUGGAAACGUAGUCUAAGUCGGUAAAAUAUUAAAAAGCUGUCAUUAUGAAACAGUAUUUUACCUUGAUAGUUAACCGAGCAGUUUUCUUCUGGAUGUGAACCACAGAAGUUUAAAUCCACGAUAAUUUCUUGUUGCAUCACUUCUAAAUUUGAUUAGCAUCCGAUUGGUGAAAGCUGUUAUUGUUCC
Molecule: messenger RNA, 4449 nt
Organism: Paramuricea clavata
Lineage: Eukaryota; Metazoa; Cnidaria; Anthozoa; Malacalcyonacea; Plexauridae
Source: the annotation of a GenBank genome assembly